Molecule: messenger RNA, 1004 nt
Organism: Uranotaenia lowii
Lineage: Eukaryota; Metazoa; Arthropoda; Insecta; Diptera; Culicidae
Product: cytochrome b5 domain-containing protein 1
Exons: 3
Coding region: 68-790 (240 amino acids)
Source: RefSeq, a predicted model, not a curated record
UUGGUUGACAAAAACCUUUUACCAAAAUGUUUACAAACUAAUCAAACGGGACGAAAUUUUUUCGAGAAUGCCAUUCGUUCCGAGUCCGUGCGAAAAAUUCUUCCUGCGCGAUGAAGUCGUCGUCCACAACAGAAUCGACGACGCGUGGGUCGUCAUCCGUGGGAACGUCUUCGAUGUGACGCCUUUGUUCGAUCGAAAUCGCGGCUCGUCGUCGCCUCCGAAAAAGCUUCAUCAACUGCUCCUGGCCUAUGCCGGUAAGGAUCUGAGUGGGUUCUUCACCGCAGAACGAAGCCCUGUUUAUCGGAUUAGCAAGGAUGGCGUCAAGGUGCCCAAGUUCCCACCGGUGAUGUUGCGAAACAAAGCCAGCAAUCAGUACUGGUGGGAUGAUCGGAGUUUGAUUGUUGGAAAACUAACUGCUCAAGAGCGGCGGAUUCGGAUUCGGAACAAUUUGACUCUUCGCGAACAGGAAAUAGCAGUUUGUGAGGAAGACACCGUUAGUCUAAUACAGGAAAAAUUUAUCAGGUUCAAUUCUGACGCUACAAAUUAUAAAUGGAGGAAGAAUAUAGAUAUGAGUGACAGCGAGGCUGAUUUACGGCUGGAUAAGACGCUGACGGAAAAUGGCAUCUUUUACGAUCGUUACCCGCCAGCGCCGCUGGUUUGGAUCUUCUAUCAAGUGGAGAUUUCAGCAAGUUCACCUGAUGACGAGAUGCCUUCACCCGGAGAGGGCAUCGGAGUAGACCAAAGUGGAAGUGCCAAAGAACGGUCACAAGAAGUGCCCGACAAGUUGUAGUUUGCGAGUAAACCCAACAUGUUUGGGUUGGAAACAACAACAACAACAACGACAGGAAAAGCUUGGGAGAAAACAAUGGACUCGCGAAUUUACCACAUUCUGACGGAAGUGUGGCUGUUAUGUAGACAGGUGGGUGAGUUUUUUCGCUGAUUGAGUGAAUAACAUUUCAGAAUGUCUAAAUUGAACGAUUAAAAAAAUCUGAGAUAACUUAUUA